CCAAGGAAAUGCAGUUGCUGGUCCUCGAGUUCCUCUUGACCAACCGUCCAGAUCCAUACUCGCCCCGUGCGGGGAAUUCGUUAUCAGAGGGUUUCCGAUGUCUUGAGAGCGUGGUGACCUUUCAAAACCGUCGAUAUCUGCGAGCCCAUGACGUCCGUCCUAUGAUGUGCUGUGGGACGUGCUCGCCUUCGCAGGCCAUGUGUUUCUGCUUCUCGCGCCAGUGCGCAUUCUCCACAGCCUGCUCUUGCUUCAGCACGCCCGUACCGUACUUCCUCGUCAGCCGCGAAUUCUACAACAUGGCGCGCCACAUCUUCUACUCGAAGAACGUCUUCGCCUUUGUCGAAGAAGACCCCGAAGAUAUGCUCCGCAUCACACACAGCAUCCCCACCCCCACAUUCAUGCAAAUCCGACGCCUCGCAUUCAAAUUCCCCUACCACCACCGCAUGCCCUACCGCCUCAACGCCCAAAAAAUCGAAGAAACCGCCUUUCUCUCCUGGUCCGUGCUCCGUCGGUUCAUUCGCGAACACUUCGACCUCCCAAAACUAUCCAUAUCGAUUAUCGAUGUCGGAGGCGCAGAUACGUUCUCGCGGACUAGAAUGAUUUCAUCCCGCAAUCGGUACCUGCGCAAGUUACUGCUCAGUUUUGCAGAUUUGAAAGGCCUGCGCGAUUUCUGGGUGUUUCUCGCUGAUGACCCUGGUUUUGAGGAGGAGGCGAAGGCGGUUGUACUGGGGAGGAAGGAGGCCGAUGAUUCGAGGGUUUAUGAAGAGGAUACUUUUCUUUAUCGCGAGGAGUUGUGAACGUGGUGUCGGGUUAUUUACGUG
This is a messenger RNA of Aspergillus glaucus CBS 516.65, 821 nucleotides long. RefSeq lists its product as uncharacterized. The transcript has a single exon. NCBI's taxonomy places the organism in Eukaryota, Fungi, Ascomycota, Eurotiomycetes, Eurotiales, Aspergillaceae. The record is from RefSeq and is a predicted model, not a curated record. Bases 9 to 797 code for a protein of 262 amino acids.